This is a messenger RNA of Pectinophora gossypiella (pink bollworm), 2085 nucleotides long. RefSeq names its product tubulin--tyrosine ligase-like protein 12 (gene TTLL12). Gene Ontology annotation, biological process: protein modification process. NCBI's taxonomy places the organism in Eukaryota, Metazoa, Arthropoda, Insecta, Lepidoptera, Gelechiidae. The record is from RefSeq and is a predicted model, not a curated record. The coding region runs from base 48 to 1895 and encodes 615 amino acids. The transcript has a single exon.
UCCGUUAAGGCCGAGUGUCCUUUUAAUUUUAUUUAUACAAGGGAAAAAUGGAUGGAAUAUCAAGUUUGAACAGUUUUCUAGCUGUGCAUAAACCACAGUUAAUUUUGUCUGGAGUUCCUGAACAUUUUUGGUCGACUUUAUGCAAGAAAUUGCGUGACCAAAUCUUUGAUUCAGGUUUGUCUUUCCAACUUGCUAUGAUUGAUUAUGAAGACAGUGAUAAAAUGCCUUACGAUCCUUUAUGGACAGUCAUUGCCACGAAGGACAUUGAUAGAAACGAUCCUAGCCACAUAUACCUUGUAGAUCAUGCUUGGACAUUCAAAGCGAAUAGUAUUAAAAAUAACCUCCGCAAUGUGCCGGGGUUAUUGGAAAGAAUGUGCAGUCUGAUGCAAGUGACUGGAGAUACAGUGGAAGAAAAAAUCGAGAAGGUUUCCGAGCAAGUUUGGAAAUAUGCUCAUACUUAUGCUAUAGGAGGAAGUGAGUUUUCUAUAGAAGAAAGGGUACCAGUAUGGUAUGUACUUGACGAGCUGGGUUCUGGUAUCACGCACUCUGACAGUCCCAACUUUAGAGCUGUUCCAUUCAUACAUGUGCCAGAUCAAAUGACUUACACACUUCUCUUUCCUGUUGAGAAUGUUGAGGAAGGAGAUCCUGUAACAAGAAAUUUUGUUGAAGGACAUUACCCUGACCCACUUCAAAGAGAAGCUAUGCUGAUUCCUUGGAAGGAAUAUGAACAUUUUCAAGAAGAUUUCACCCCUCAAGAACCAGACAGUAAUUACUUUCUAGAAGGACAUAUUGUGGAGACUCUACCAGACCUAGAUUUAUUAAGAGAUAGACAGAGACCUGAAGGUAAACUAAAAGUUUUCUCAGAGUAUCAGUAUAUAAAUGACUACCUAACUUCACCUGACUUUGAAAUAGUGGGUAAUGAAAAUGAUGCAGAUAUUAUAUGGUACAUAAAUCAUUUUAAAACUUUCAGAGAAUUAAGCAGAGACUCACCUAACAAGUUUGUGAACCAGUUUCCAUUUGAGUAUGUCAUUACUAUAAAAGACUUAUUAGCUAUAGUUGCAAGGAGAUGUUCUGAUAAAUCCACAAACACAUUCAACAAUAAAUUAGAAACUUCUCCUGCUUGGUUACCUACAACUUUUAAUAUGAAAACUGAACUUACAAAGCUGGUAGCAUAUUACAUGCAAAGAAAAAAGGCUGGGUUAGACAACCACUGGAUUUGCAAGCCUUACAAUCUGGCUCGGGGAUUAGACACCUAUAUCACAGACAACCUGAACUUUUUGUGCCGUUUGCCCCUAAGUGGACCAAAAAUUGCACAGAAAUAUAUUGAAAAUCCUGUACUUUUUGAGCGACCUGAUGUGGGCUUAGUGAAGUUUGAUAUUCGCUAUGUUGUAUUGUUGAAAUCGGUCAGUCCAACUGAAGUUUACAUCUACAACAACUUCUUCCUCAGGUUUUCUAAUAAACCUUUUGCUUUGAACAAUUUGGAGGAUUAUGAGCAACAUUUUACUGUGAUGAACUAUACAGAAGGAGCAUCAUUAUACAGGUUGUUGUGUGCACAAUUUAAAGAGGCUUGGGGUCAACAAUAUCCAGAUUAUUGUUGGGCUACUGUGGAAAAGUCAAUAUUUACAAUGUUUGCAGACCUCUUCACAGCUGCUACAAGUAAGGAUGCCCCAUGUGGAAUAGCAAAGAGUCCCCAAUCUAGAGCUCUAUAUGCUGCAGACAUAAUGCUAGCUUGGUCUGAAGAAGGAAAUGAGAAAGUUGUUCAACCCAAGCUGCUUGAAAUGAAUUGGAUGCCCGACUGUCGGCGUGCCUGUGAAUAUUAUCCUGCCUUCUACAAUGAUAUUUUUUCUGUAAUAUUUUUGGAUAAGGAAGUAGAUACUUGUACUAAAGUUUUAUAAUUUCCUAGAUUGUAUUUUUGUUCCCUGUAUUUUACAUACUUUGUCACAAAUAUUUGUUUUAAUCCAAAGUGUUUUUUCCUGUUGUCUAGUCUAAUACCAGUCAUAAAAAUGUGCUUUUUUAAGUUAAUAAUUAUAAAAUUAUGUAAACAUAAUUUUGUCUCAUUAACAGAAAAAUAAAGUGCUAAUGGAA